CACACGUCGUUACCCACUUUGCCCUUUGACUCUUUCUCUUUCUCUUCAUCAAAGAACCAAAACCAUUGCUCUAUAAAAUCUCAAAUUUCCAUUUCCAUUGAUCUAAAAACCCACAUUUGGAUCGGAUCACUUUUUCAUUAUUGAAUAAACCCACAAAUAAUUUGUCGAAAAUGCAUGAUUUUUGCUUCACAAUCCCAUAUGGGUUGCUUCUUGUAGUGGGUGGUUUAAUCGGUUUUGCCAAAAAGGGUAGUUUAGCUUCGCUUGGUGGUGGUGCUGGAGCUGGUUUAUUGCUCAUUUUAGCUGGUUAUUUGAGCCUUAAUGCUUUUAAGAAGAACAAAAAUUCAUACUUUGCUCUUAUUCUUGAGACGGUUACCGCAACUGGACUCACAUAUGUCAUGGGACAACGCUAUAUGGAAACCUCAAAGAUAAUGCCUGCCGGGGUUAUUGCUGGGAUCAGUGCUUUCAUGACCGCCUUCUAUGUAUACAAGGUAGCAACGGGUGGCAACCAUUUUCCAUCCAAGGCUAAAUAGAGAUUCGUCGCCAAUUUUACCCGCCAGUUUACUGUUCCACACCCUACAAUGCAUUUCCGCUGCAUAAGAUUUAUAUUAUAUAUUCUAGAAGAUUGAUUCGUGUAGAGAAGAGAAAUUAACUUUUGAUUGUUUUCUCCCUUGUAAAAGUUCUUGUAAAACCUUGUAAUGUGUGUGUCUGAGAUACUAAUUCUCCAUAGAAAUGUAUUUGAUGAUUGCCUAC
Molecule: messenger RNA, 750 nt
Organism: Amaranthus tricolor (Joseph's coat)
Lineage: Eukaryota; Viridiplantae; Streptophyta; Magnoliopsida; Caryophyllales; Amaranthaceae
Product: protein FATTY ACID EXPORT 5-like
Exons: 3
Coding region: 171-530 (119 amino acids)
Cellular component (GO): membrane
Source: RefSeq, a predicted model, not a curated record